CAUUGCCUCUUGGGGGUAGGUGAAGCCGAGCUCUAAUAUUAAAAAAUCAUCAGUGGCAUCAUUUGUCAAACAAGUACCUGCCCAAAGCUACAUCCAUAUUUCCAUACUCCUUUUUGAGAAUAACCUAGUUUACUGCAAAAUACUUCCUUUUCCCUUUCUUAGUUUCCUCUUAUCUUAUCACUUGAUCUUGAGAAACAUGGCUGCUGCACUUUUGGGUGGAGCAGUUCUGUCUUCCAUUCUGAAUGUUGUUUUUGAUGCUGAGCAGAAGCAGAUCAAGGAGAGAGCUGUCAAGGACUGGCUCCAUAGUCUCAAAGAUGCUAUGUAUCUUGCUGAUGACUUGUUGGAUGAAGUCUUCACUAAAGCUGCCACUCAGAAGGAUCCAGGUACCUUCUUCUCUCGUUGUCUCAGUUUGCAAAAUAGGGAGAUAGCAAAUAGGAUGGAGGAAAUCAUUGAUAGGAUAGAGUCUAUUGUGAAGCAAAAAGACACUCUUGGUCUCAGAGAAAUUCCUAAGGAGAACAUGUCAUGGAGGGUUACAACAUCUCUAGUUGAUAGAUCUAAUGUAUAUGGCAGGGAAGAUGACAAGGCGGCCAUAGUGAACAUUUUGUUGGAUGAUGAUGACACUGGUGAUGAUGAUAUAUCUGUGAUUCCUAUUGUGGGCAUGCGUGGAAUAAGAAAGACUGCUUUGGCCCAAUUGGUUUACCAUGAUGAUAGAGUGAAGGAGGAUUUUGAUUUUAGAGGUUGGGUUUGUGUGUCAGAAGGGUUUGAUGUCAUGAAGGUCACCAAGAAUAUACUUGAUGCAAUUACAAAGAGUCUUUGUAACUUGAAAAUUUUGAAUUUACUCCUACAAGGUUUACAGGAAAAGUUGUUGGGGCAAAGAUUCUUUAUCGUCUUGGAUGAUGUAUGGAACGAGGAUUAUUACGAUUUGAACAUGCUUCUAAAACCUUUUCAACUUGAGGUUAAGGGAAGUAAAAUUCUCAUAACUACUAGAAGUAAAAAGGUGGCUUCAGUGGUGCAAACUGUUUCACCUCAUGAACUAAAUUUAUUGUCUGAUGAAGAUUGUUGGUUAGUGUUUUCAAAACAUGCAAGUCUUUUCACGGACUCUGUUCAGACUUCAACUUUGGAAAAGGUCGGUAGAAAGAUUGUAAAGAAGUGUAACGGAUUGUCUUUGGCAACUCAAUCUCUUGGAGGUUUAUUGCGUGGAAAUUCUAAUGUCAAAGAUUGGAAUCAUAUAUUGAAGAGUGAGAUAUGGGAAUUCUUUGAUGACAGGAUAAAUAUUGUACCUGCAUUAAGAAUUAGUUAUUACUAUCUUCCUUCAUGUUUGAAAGAGUAUUUUGUUUAUUGUUAGUUCACUUCUUUGUAUUCCAAGGACCAUGAAUUUGACAAAGACUUGUUUGUUGGGAAGCGUGAAGAGAACAAGAUUACAGAAUUGGGAGCACUUGCAAAUCUACACAAAUCAAGGAUGUUCGAUAAGAAUGGCAUUAACUCUUUAAAGUUGAAGUGGUCAUCAGAUAAAGAUAAAAAUAUAGCUGAUUCCCAAAUUAAAAGAGAUAUACUAGACGAGUUACAACCUCACAGUAGUUUAAAAGAACUAGAAAUUGGUACAAGAUUUCCAGAUUGGUUGGGACAUUCUUCCUACCACAACAUCACCACACUAACUCUGCAAGUUCAAUGCAUUUCCUCGCCUUAGGGAGCUUAUCAUAAGGAACUGUCCCAUGUUGAGAGGAGACUUGCCUAAUCAUCUACCAUCUUUGCAAUCACUUAAGAUUAUCAAAUGCAGUAAUCUGAGUUCCUGUCUUCCAAGCGUUCCUACUAUGACUUUACACAUAGUUGGUGGUAAUGAAGUGAGAAUUGGGGAGCUACCUCCUUUACUGCGUCAACUAUCAAUUAAAGGAAAGCAUCAAGUGGAGUUUGUGGCUGAGGCCAUUGCGAACAUGCAACUGACUUGAUGAUAUCGAAUUGCAGAAAAUUACAAUUCCAAAUUGAAGGCCAACAUCACUCCCUGCGGAUACUUACAAUAAGUAAGAGCUGUGAUUUUGAUUUUCUUGCUGCAUGAAGAAUGUUGAAUCAUUCAAAGAUGCAGAGUGGUCCAAAAUCUUCAGGAGGACAAAGAGAUCGAAACAAGUAUAAUCACAAACUACCUGGUUCUUCAACAUGAUUCAUUCCACAUGUUUAGACAAAGCAAGAUGUUUAUGAGUUUUGACAAUGUUAUUACUUCAGCAGAGUUAUAUUCCAAACUUAUAUGCUGAUUAUUAUGAAAAUGGAGCAAAGUAGCUUAUAAAUACUAUGGUAGGUUCAUAUUUAUAAUACUGUCAUGUGAAAAUUCAUUAUUAGUUCAUUAUGAUUCUUGCUCUUUGGCGUUUCUUCCCUUCUUGUUUGUAUAGGGACAUUGCAUUGCAAAUAAUGGACACUCUCAUGGAGAAUAAUACUCUCAUCAUCACUGUGAUUGCUUGCUUGCUUCCUUCCUUCCAAAGAAACAAUUUAAGAAGCCUAUUUUCAAGGCAUUGAAGUUUCCAAUUGAACAAUGAUGUAAUAUAAAAUUUUUGUUGACUGAGUUAUGUAGUUGAAUGCAAUCUAUCUAUUCAUUAUGUAAAAUUGAGUUGGACAUGAACCGUAAGAAAUAAAGUCUGGUCU
Messenger RNA from Arachis duranensis, 2631 nucleotides. Its product is annotated as putative disease resistance RPP13-like protein 1. The record is from RefSeq and is a predicted model, not a curated record. Gene Ontology annotation, biological process: defense response to other organism. NCBI's taxonomy places the organism in Eukaryota, Viridiplantae, Streptophyta, Magnoliopsida, Fabales, Fabaceae. Bases 197 to 1345 code for a protein of 382 amino acids. The transcript has 2 exons. Gene Ontology annotation, molecular function: ADP binding.